Messenger RNA from Priapulus caudatus, 3942 nucleotides. RefSeq names its product ubiquitin-conjugating enzyme E2 G1. Bases 108 to 620 code for a protein of 170 amino acids. The transcript is spliced from 6 exons. The record is from RefSeq and is a predicted model, not a curated record. NCBI's taxonomy places the organism in Eukaryota, Metazoa, Priapulida, Priapulimorpha, Priapulimorphida, Priapulidae. Gene Ontology annotation, biological process: protein polyubiquitination; proteasome-mediated ubiquitin-dependent protein catabolic process. Gene Ontology annotation, molecular function: ubiquitin conjugating enzyme activity.
CGUCAGCUGUAGGCCUACGCUUUCGCAAUUGCGCAUGCUUAUCGCCAUUUGUUGCGUCGAUUUGUCGUAGUCUUUCAAAUUCUAUCACAGUUCUGUUGUUCUUACAAAUGACAGAAGCUCAGUCGGCACUUCUUUUAAGAAAGCAAUUAGCCGAACUAAAGAAGAAUCCAUCCGAGGGAUUUUCAGCAGGACUAAUAGAUGACAACGAUAUAUACAAAUGGGAGGUGCUGAUUAUUGGACCACCCGAUACACUUUAUGAGGGUGGAUUCUUUAAGGCACAUCUCUAUUUUCCAAGGGAAUAUCCUCUCAGGCCGCCAAAGUUAAAGUUUAUAUCGGACAUAUGGCAUCCAAACAUUGAGAAGAACGGAGAUGUGUGCAUAUCGAUCCUGCACGAGCCAGGCGACGACAAGUAUGGCUACGAGAAGGCGUCCGAGCGCUGGCUGCCGAUCCACACCGUCGAGACGAUCAUGAUCAGCGUCAUCUCUAUGCUAGCCGACCCGAACGACGAGUCACCGGCGAACGUCGACUCAGCGAAGGAAUGGCGGGAAGACUACAAUGGUGAAUUCAAACGAAAAGUGCAGAUGAGUGUUAGGAAAAGUCAAGAGGAAGCGUGGGACUAAUUUGGGGAUACAAAAUCACAUAUGUAAUUUUGGGAUAUAAACUGUCUACCAACUCUCGCUUGGAAAGAAGCAAGCGACUUAAUUCACGUACGAAAUGGCACCACCGCAUGCCGACGUUCGACGACAUUUUUCUCCGAAGAGCUGCAGACGCCCGGACGCCAUUGGCUGCAGUGACGGCACUCGUGGAUCACUGUUCCGUUGCUAGGUUAUGCAUCUCUAAUUAACGUGAAUGGUGACAGGUGAGAUGUCACCGGCCAGUGGCCGCUGGGAGGCUGGCUAGCUCCCUCCCCCUUCCCCAUCUCUCCCUCUACUUAGUUCAGCCUCACCUCUAACCUAGUCGUGCUCACUGCACUAACUCAUGGUACUAAUCUCACUAAUCCUGUCAUCACGGCGGCAGUGGCGGCAGCAGUUGUCAUGGUAACGCACGGACGAGAACUCGCUUUUUUCAGUUAAAAAUCAAAAAUGAACAAAAUGAAAUAUAAUUGAGAUUUUUCUCGUAGAGAGGGGCGGGGGGGUUUCAACGCGGAAGCCUCCCCACUGGUUACCUGUCGGAUGAUGCAUCGUCGUGACAACGGAUACGUCUGACUGGCGUUACCUUGUGUGCGUGGAUGUUGUGGGGGAGAGGGUAGCGAAGCAUGUAGUCUACGCAUCAGUGGGCGGUCAACACUGGUUGUCACUGACUCGGUUUGUAGUGGUGUGUCGUGCUCCCGUCUCAACCUAGGUUAGGCGGUUUUCUUAUUCAGAGUAGCCAUCAGAAAUGGGAGUGGAUGCGAUUUCUAGGUAUUAGUGGGUGCAGACGAAUUUUCCACCUCGACCUCCUCCCAGAAGAAGAACCUGAUCAGAUUAUAUAAUAAUGUGUCACGCAUAUACGGAGUCUGUUGCUGAUCUCGUGGUCAUGCCACUAGCUUUAAACCUUGACCAAUGGUCCGAGACCCCGCGCACGACUAUGCAGUGUUAAUCGUUAUGCACUAGGAAGGUGGAUGGCUUGUGGUUGGUGGUUUCUUCUGAGGUGCACAGUCAGUCGCACGACCCUCCUUCACACGGCUAAGUAUUUGCAAUAGCUACCGCAAUCUAUUAUCUGACAUCCGAAGUAUUUGGUGAUGCGUCGUUAGUGAUGGUGACGGCUGGAAGGAAUGUGGGAGGUGCUGCAGUGUAAUAUAUAUGACAGCUAUGGUGUAACAAAAUGUGAAUUAGAAACUGUUUUUUGCUAUAAAAGUUAAAAGUGGAAUAACUAAAAUGGGUCCCCUCUAAAAGGAAUUGACCAUUCUCGUAUUAACCUGGCAUAUAUAUUAUUAGCUCUGCUGUUCACAUGAGUGUUACCUGACCUGUUGUAAAUAGUGAAUGAGUUGUUUCUCUCGCUGAUGUUUUUUCCACAAUUAGCAUAGGUGUUCAGAUGCUCUUGCUGCAAGUCGCAAUAUCUAACGAACUCCGCAAUUCUCCCUCCUCCCUAAUGCCGUGCGCGCGGUGUCUUCUAAUCAACUGAGCACGCAUUGACGACGUGCCGUCAUAAUCGCCCGUCCCCGGCUCUGCUCCCGGCCCCUUCCCCAGCCCCUUCCCGUCUCUGCCCCGCCCCUCCCCUGGCCCCUCCCCCGGCCCAUCCCCCGGUCCUUCCUGUCUUCUGUUGCUAAUCCACGGUAGUGUGGAUUAGGUUUCGCUCUUCGUUUGCAAGGUGAUGAGUGGUCUGCCAUGCAGACUCGUUUUUUGUAAUAUAGUCCCGGCCUUUCGUUCGAGCGCCACUGUAGCCGCCGCCGCCAUUGCCGCUGUGUGGAUCAUAGCUCGUCGUGGAUCAUAGCUCGUUGUUUGACUGUUGCGCGUGUUUUCCCUCUGGCGGAGGUGAGGCGUGCGGCUGUGCAGCAAGAUCACAUCGGCGAAACCUUCGUGCGAUUUCACUAACACUUGUUUUCGUGUCGACUCGACAUUGUGUGCCUGCGACGUGCCUUGCUUCCCCUGUGUGGAGCGUGCGCGUGCGGGGGGAAUUGUCUUCUUUGUUUUGCGCGCGUUUCCAGACAGCAUUGAACUUCAAUGAGUCGGCUGUCUGGGCUAAUCACGACGAUGAGGAGGAGGAGGGGGAGGAAUCGCCACGUCGCAAGUAUCGCAAUCGCGUAGCAUUAGCGUUUGUUUGUGCGUGCUCGACAUUUGCUGCGUUCGUUUCGGUAGCCAUUGCAAUUUUCUUGUGGGUUUCUUCAACAUGUAGACGUAGUUCUGUUGAUUGGGUAAAGAAAAAGGCAGACGUUAACCCUGGGAUCCGAUUUCUCGAUAAAGACCCAAAAGACGUUUUACCUCGAUUUGCGUUUCAGAUUCGUAAGUUAUUCGACGCUGUGUUUGGUGAAUAUUUAGUAGGCACGUGAUCAAUAAUAGACUCAAUGCAUCCUAUUUUGAGAGAGGCGGAGCAUGUAAGAGCUUACGAGAGUCUGACGCUGUAGGCAAUUGUAUUUCUAAAAAAACGGUGCAAAUACGUAAUAAGGACUUGCAGGUGGCAGCACGUGCCGGAACCGAAUUUUAUCGUGUGCAUGACUCAUGUUCGUGGUAGGAGGCAAGGGAGUGCUAGAUUCACCGGGUGCUAUGAAAGCCAACCAAUAUGCUAUAGUGUCCACACACCCUCCUCCCCUCUCUCUCCCCCAACCUCCGUGUUGCUCCCUACACGCGGUCCCCGUGUGCAAGCUCUGUGUUCGUUUACGGUUUUGAUGCUUCUCUUUUUUAACACGUCCCUGAUUUUCACAGCGAUCGCGUUCAGGUUUGUGCAGAGACACUGACAGCCCUCCGUUCUGUUGAAUAUCUAAUUCGCGCGAUGACUAGCUCCCCCUACCGGCAACAUGCUGGCAUCGCUCCAAGGGUUUCAUGUGCGGUUAAUCUGUAUGUGAGUAUAGAUAGUGAAGACUAAGAUCAACAAUGCAUUAGUCGUACACGUUAGCAGGUCCACACGUGUAGCGCUGUUUGCUGCGUGGAGCCGGCUGCGUGUUCUACUAAUGUUCUAGCUUACUGUCCUACUCGUACAUUGGUUUGGUUUCGCGGUGCGUGAAUAUGGAAAGUUUUCUACUUGUUGGGUUCUACCACUGGGCACAUGGAGUUGCGCGUACAUGUCGCGUGACAUACAACCUAGAGUGUGUUCGCUUCCGUUGAGUGCGUUUGUGUUUUCGUUUAAUUCUUCUGCUUCUCUUUCUUCUUCAUCUGUAGUUACUCUUCACGUAACGACUGGCCAUAUCCGUGUCAAAUCGACGGAUAUCAAGUGGAAAAAAUAUAUCGACAAACUAUAAUAUACACAGACUUGAUUUUGUAAUAAUUUUAUUCGGUAAAAUAAACCGACUAUUUACAGAAAAAAGAA